This is a messenger RNA of Hemicordylus capensis (graceful crag lizard), 10389 nucleotides long. It is a transcript of the gene WDPCP, whose product is annotated as WD repeat containing planar cell polarity effector. The record is from RefSeq and is a predicted model, not a curated record. Gene Ontology annotation, cellular component: axonemal basal plate. Gene Ontology annotation, biological process: establishment of protein localization; nervous system development; cilium organization. Bases 1347 to 3497 code for a protein of 716 amino acids. NCBI's taxonomy places the organism in Eukaryota, Metazoa, Chordata, Lepidosauria, Squamata, Cordylidae. Gene Ontology annotation, molecular function: protein binding. The transcript has 19 exons.
UUGGCAUGAAGUCUGAGCGGCGCCAGAUUGAUUAUGCUUUGUUUAUUGCUUUUAUCCUGUAUUCAUACAGCUGAGUGUUUGCUGAUAUCACACUAAGUUUACGGACCUUCUUUUUCACUCUCUCUGCUGCAUUUGCUUCACCCCAGAUUGCCAUCCCACGUUCACUUAGAAGUAAUUUCCAAGGAACUCAGUGGGAAUUUCUUCCAAGUGAAAGAGCUUAAAAUCGCAAAUGCAGAUGCGGUAAUUUGAUUUCUUUCUCCCCCCACUGAAGUCUCCUUAGUCGUGAAGAUGGAAGUUAUGCUACACUUGGUGGUAAUCUGAGGCUGGGGAUUACGGCUGCCACUGGGUCUGGGGAUUAUGGGAGCUGAGGUCCAGUAACAUCUGGGGACGCACACGUUGAGAAUCCCUGAUUUAGAGGAUCACUUUCUUCCUUGUGAAUCUGCGUGGACCUUUAAGAUCAUAACUGGAGGACUUGUUCCUAGUCCUGCUAUCAGGGAUGAAGUGACUUUUUUGUUGUGGGAACCCAUCUGUGGAGCUCUCUCCUCCUCAAGGAAAACCACUUGGUGCUAUCCUUCUAUUGUCUUCUGCACCAGAUGAAUAUAUUCAUAUUUGCUUAGUCUUUUCAGAGUUGUUUUAUCCUGGAAUUUUUAUCAGCUUCCUAUGUCUUCUUUCAAUUUUUAAUUGUUAGAUUUGCUUUUAAUUGUAUUUUUGUAUGAACACUAUGGCAGAAGAGUGGAAUAUAAAUAAAAUAAAUUGUUAUAAAAUAUUGUAAAAGGAAGAACAGUGGCUGGCAUUCCAUGCAGUGAACAUUGGUGCUAGGGACCUGCCAGGUCUGCUGUACAAUGUGAAAGGCAGCCUGGGUGGUGUUGCAGGGCAGGGCAGCUGCAGAAGGACUUAAAGCAGCUUCUGGGUGGUUGCUCAGAGCUGUUUUCAUUGUUUCCACUGGAAGUUGUACUGCACAACUGCCUAUUUUGCAAUGCUGUCAGGAUUGCCUUUCACAUUGUGCAGGAGCCCCAGUGUGUCCCCACUGCCAUUGUUCCACUCAGGCAUCUCCAAAUCCACUUGCCAGCUCACCAAUGCCUAGUGUCCCUAUCCCUCUGGUGAGUAGCACCACACAUCCAGCACCACACAGAUAUGCUACCCAGAGGUCUUAUUUCUAAUACCAUCAUUUCUUGAAUGGCAGGAGUCUCUUGAUCAGUAGGAGAGGGCAGCCAUUGUUUCAUACCCUUUUCAUAUUUCAGAGCAAAUGAGAGAAGACCCACUUCUCACCUAAGCCCUCUGCCUGUGUGCCAGAAAUGAUUUGAGGGAAGAGAAGAGUUGGUGAAUUAGCUGUAGAAUUGGUUCAGAUGUCUGUCUUUCUCUCUGAGAUGCACUUGUGGUCUUUGAAGAAUACAUUACAUAUUGAAGACCAAGACAUUGGGCUCUACCAUUACUAUGACAAGAAAGAACCAGAUUCCCCAGUGAACUUUGGCUAUUUAUAUGAGAAGCAACAGUUAGCCACAUCUCGAGAUUAUCCUUGGGUACUUAAGAACAAACGUCCGGAAAAGCUGCGAGACACACUCAAGGAGCUGGAGGAACUGAUGCAAAACAGUCAGUGUGUGCUGAGCAAAUGGAAGAACAAAUAUGUCUGUCAGCUCCUCUUUCAUUCAGGUGUACUGGUAUCCCUAAGCCUUUCUGGGCCACAGCUGGAGCGAGUAGUGAUUGACAGAACCCUGGUGGGGAAGCUCAUCUCCGACACCAUCAGCGAUGCUGUUCUCACAGACAGUUUCAUGAUCUUGUCAUUUUCGGAGCAAAGCCAGCUCUGUUUUAUUCAGUUCACAAAGAAAGCAAAUUCUCCUGAUGUAAACAAAAAGCCUGAAAAACUUUCAUCCCUGGAUUUUAAGAUAUCUUAUGUUGACAUACCAGGACAAGGGAGUAGAAGCAUGAAGCAUCAUCUGGCAAUCAAUUGUGUGCAGGAUAUGGUGAUUUGCUGGUGGUCAGUGGCAAAGGAUGAAGUGUGGCCUUGGUCUCCUGUUCCUAAUGAAAGAGAGAGAGCCAACUUAAUGCUCUUGAGAUGUGAACAUGGAAGCUUGGAGGUUCUGAAUUAUGUCCGAACAAAUGGGGAUCCACUUGAUAUCGGUUUUAGCACUAAGCAGCCUUAUCAGAUCCAUACUGUAGAGUGCUCAUUCAGUGCAGACCAAGAGCCCAUGGCUGAUAGCUGCAUCUAUGAGUGUGUGAGGAAUAAAAUUCAGUGUGUGGCAGUCAUCAAAAUACCACUGAAAUCAAAGGCCAUCAGCUGCUGCAGAAACAUUUCUGAAGACAAACUAGUUCUUGGAUGUGAAGAUUCUUCCAUUGUUCUAUAUGAAGCUUACCGUCAAGUCACUCUAUUAGCACAGGCGGAACUCUUGCCUGCCUUACUGUGUUGCCAUCCCAGUGGAGCCAUAGUCAUGGUUGGUAGUUCACAAGGGGAGCUACAGCUGUUUGACAUGGCACUGUCCCCAAUGAAAAUGCAACUGUUAGCUGAAGACUUCACACCUAAAAGAACUUUGCAAUUCAGUGAACAUUUUGAUGUGUUCAGCAGUCUCAUCCAGAUCCAAUGGGCUGCCCCUCAGCUUCCAUCCCCAAGCAUGGAUGAUGUGAAUCUAAAUGAUCUGCUGUUAAUUAGGUUUGACAAAGGACCGAUUGGAGUGCUCCAUUUUAAAGCAGGUGUCUUCCCAAGAGGCCAGCUGGGCCUUGUGGAAAUCAUCCAGGAAUAUAUUCAUCAGGAUGAGAUGUAUGAGGCAAUUAAUAUCCUGAGUGGUAUGAACUGGAACACAAUGGGACACCAGUGCUACGUAAGCCUAAGUGCCAUAGUAAACCACCUUCUCAGACAAAAAUUGACACCUGCAAGAGAAGCACAGCUAGAGGCAAGCCUAGGAACCUUCUAUGCACCAACAAGGCCUCUCUCUGAGACAACUGUAUUGGAAUACAGGGACCCGCUCAGCAGAUAUGCAAGAAGGUUUUUCCACCAUCUGCUCAGGUAUCAAAGAUUUGAAAAAGCCUUUCUGCUUGCUGUUGACAUAGGUGCUCAUGAUUUAUUUAUGGACAUCCAUUACUUUGCACUAGAUAAGGGUGAAUUGGCGCUAGCUGAAGUGGCAAAGAAAAAAGCUAACGACAUUGACACAGAAUCAAUAACUACUGGAAUUGAGAUUCCAGGACAGGCAGACAUAGAGGAUGUUUUAAAUGAAACAUUUGUGGACCUGACUGUACUGCCUCAAGAGGAACAAAACUGUCAAGGCAACCUACCACCCUCUGUUGCAAAUGCUUGCUGCUUCACACGUACAACAAACAACUCUUCCGGAUCUGCUUUUUAUGGAAAGACAGAUGACAAAAAACGUGAAUUUGUAAUAGACCUUUAUACUGAACCACAGAUGGACAAAGUAUCUUGGUGUCAAACAGAAACUUCUGAAGAAGGACAGGAAAAACAGGAAAUCAGAGAAAGCAGUUCUAUCAAAGUGGUGCAUUUUGGUCUGGUGUAAGUCUAAAUACUUAUGCCUUGAUGGUAGGGCUCCACCCAACACAUGUCAAGAUAAAUAAGAGUCUUUCAAUGGAAGCAUCUUUCACAGAAGAAUUACAAACCAUGGAGAGGUGGCAUUCGGAUCGGGACUAUGGCAAGGGCUUAAAAGAUCCGGACUGCAACAAGGGGUUAAAGUCCUCUUCUUCCUCAGCCGUUCCGCCUACUGUGCCGCUGCUAUUGAUGUUGUAAACACAUGAAGCCCCAAUUGCAGGCUAAACAUAGCAUGUAGCUAGGUCCAGGGAUUCAGUCAAUUCUGAAAUAAUAUUCCAGUAGAUCACCAACCAAUGUUAAGCACUUGUUCAGCACCAUCCUAUGCAUAUUUAUUCAGAAGUAAGCCCUACUGUGUUCAGUGGUACUUACUCCCAAAUAAGUGUGCAUAUGAUUGCUGUCUUGGUCUCAAUUAAUACUAUGGGAAAGAAUAAAGCAUCCUGACUAAAUCUACUCAAGGAAGCCCCAUUGAAAUUAAAAAGACAUGCCUAACUUAUCCUUUUAAUUUCAAUGUGACUUUCCCAAUUUAGUCAGGAUGUUAGCCAGUGGACCGUUUGUGCUCAGCUUUGGCUGAAUUGCAUUCAUUAUUUGGAUACACAGUGAAUUUUGAUUACCCAGUUCAAAACUAAAAUUACUUGAAUUUUAGUUAUACCCUUGUAUUCUUGCUGAAUAAAGAGAGGGAAAUUAUUAUUUUUUUUUAAUAUUACCUUUAACAGAGUCCUUGGCCAAUUUGCAUUCAAGAUGUUUGUUUUGCUACAUUAUCAGGGGGGGGGUUGGGGGGGAGAGAUUAAAUUGUACAACAUAUGCCUUGUGUUUAGUAGCAAGAAGGGGGGAAAUAAAGCAUAGAGACUUAUCAGUAAUAGUCAGAUGAAUGCAUUAAAUCCAUGCUGAAAAGCUUAUGUCCUCCGUAGACAAAAAGUAGUAACAUGCAUAAGAUUCUCAACACUCAGUGUGGGUGGCAGGGGGGAUCAGUAAUGCAAGAGCUACAAGACAGAGCCAUCAUUAGACACCUCCUAGUCCAUCAUACAUAGCAGCAUAUAAAAACAAAAUGGUUACUGCUGGCUCACAGUUAUUUGAGGAAAGCAUAUGGCUCAAAGAUAUAACAUGCAAAUGUAGUUUCUAAGGUAGAUGCAGUCCAACAACAGAUCAAGGGAACCUUUCACUUGUUCAACCUAAGGAUUCUGAAAUGCAUUAUUUAGCCAUGGAGCUAUUUUGCUGAAUUGCAGCCAUAUUUCUGUCAGUACAAGUGAUGGUCUAUAUGAGGGAUUAAUCUGACACCAGACAGUGAUCCUUAAUCCUUCAGUAUAUCAUAAUCUAUUUACUUUGCAUGCUAAGAGGAUUUUGGUUUUAAAAUAUACAGGAAGUGAUGCUAGAAAUGUACAGAAGAUCAGGAAUGCUGUUUCCUAAAAUCUCAGUUUUUAAUAAAAUCCCUUUAUGGAUUUCUUGGAGUCCUGUCCUUACAAAGUAUUGAAUAGGGAUUUAGUUGGAAAUGGGCAUAUGUUUUUCUUUAUACUGGAGCCCUCCAACUGUGUUCAUCCUCCUCUUCCGGGUGUGUGUGUGUGUGUGUGUGUACACACACACACACAGAGUGGGGGGGCGGGGUUGUUUCCUACACUGCAGGUCAAUUUCAGGGAGUUGCACUGAUACUAUACUGACAGAAAUCAAAGAGAGAUGCCAAGCUCCUGUGCAUUUUAUAGGUAUUGUUAUUUUUCCCCCGGUUGAGCUAGCAGUAACUUCAGAUGAAAAAGCAAAGAGUAAAGAGAACAUUUCACAAAACAAAAAGAAUAAAUUUCACACCACCAUUUCCCCCAUGUUGGCAUGGAUGUAUCUUAUAUACAUGUAGUAGUCAAUUGUACAUUUAAAAUUAUAUUUUUCAUAAAAUAUUUUGCAAGUUUUUCCAUUAUGUAAUAUGUAGCAUUUUCAAAAUGAAUUUGUUGCAUCUUGAAACACUGUUUGAAGACGGAAUAAGGAGAUAGACAGCCCAAUCUUGGCAGCAAGAAUACUGUUUGAGAAACAAGAGGCAAAUUCUGCUAGUUACAAGCUCAGUGACUGGGGACCAACAGAAAGUUGCAUAUACAAUAAUUGCAUAUGAUAAAGUGCUGUAAUCUAGACAUGUUCAUACAGGGCUAUUCAUAGUUCUGUGCUGAAGCUGUGCAGCAGGGUAGCCCAAGUUCUGUGCCAAGAAAAACUGAAUUCUACAACCUGUAGCAGUCAUACAAACUAAGCAUAUUUGCAUCUUAUUUUGCUUAAUCUGCUAUUAAUAGAUGCAAGGAACUUUAUAACAUACUAAAGGCACAUAUUUGACCUCUCACCCUGGGGUGUUUCUACACUACUAGGUACUUACUCUAGAAGUUGCCAUAGAUGUACAGGGCAUCCACACGACAGCAACAAAUCAUUGUUCUAGGUUUUCCCUAUGUAACAUCCUUCUAUUUUCAGAAUGCAGAAAAUGAUCUUUUUUAAAAAGAACACAAUAUCAGCACAAUCACCACAUAUGUAGUCUGCUUUAGGAUUACUCCUCCACCUUUGAAAGAGGUGUGGUUUUCUCUGCAGUGAUGUGUUGGGUGUGACUCUAUCAGCACACAUCUACACUUGGGCAUACCUUCACUACUACCUUUCCCAUAGUACUAUUUGACAGCAUAUUUCUGAACUGAUCUUUUAGUUCACACUAAAACCCCUAUAUGUUAAUCAAAUGAUAAAGCAUUUAGUCACCAAUUUAAAAACUCAUCAAAAACUAUUCUGUCUUUCUAGUCUGUGCCAUUUGGUGUGCUCACACACACCUCUUCUUUUUUUUAAGUGUGUGUGCAAUUGUACCUAAACAGAAAUGCACUCUGCUGCAAUUUUUAAAAUCAAUUUUAAAAUCAAUUUUAAAAUGACAUGCUGAGGUGAAUGGCCCCUUCCCUACCCACAUGGCAAUCUCAUGAUUACUACCACAGUAUGAAUGGAACAUAGAAAGAUAUACACAAUGGCUGGCAUCCAGGCCUUCCGCAAAGUUACAUUCCAUCCUCAGAACAUGAACCAAAGGAGAGUUAAGCUCACUCAAGGGGUCCUCGUGUCAGUGCAAUGCUCCUUCAAUUCACAAAAGGAGCUUCUGAGGAUGGAUGCUGCCUCCACAGAAAAUGCUAUAUCCCCUGAAGUGCAGACAGACAAUUCCACAUAUAAGUUACAGCAAUAUCAAUUAUUAGAAAGCACUAGAGGCUUCUAGUUUGGAAGCUCAAGCUCUCACAUAUUCAUCUACCCACAAACAUUUAAGCCUAUUUCUGCAGUCAAUGGAACUCGUUUGAUUUUUUUAAAAUAAUGGGGGGGUUUGUAAUGGAAACGAGGAUUUCAAACUGCUGAAUUUUGCAUCUAGUACCAAAUCCCAUACUGGAAAAGCAGGAAGGCAGAAAGCUAAAAGCAGGCCUGUCCUUGGGCCACUAUCCUGUGUCCUUUAUUCAUAUGUCUGCAAAAUGUAGUCAAUACCUUUUGCAUGGCAAUUCAAGAUAUGAUAGUGGUGAACACGGUACAGUCACUGAAUACAUAGUACUUCAUUUCAUACUAAUUCAAACCACUGAAAAAUUAGUGAUCUAGAUAGAGAAGCUGGUGGGUUCCGUAAAAGAAAACAAGUUGUUCUGGUAAGAACUAAUCUGCCUACUUUCCUUUCACUAUCCCUACAACUGGACUAAAUUUGGUCCAGGUCAGUUAGGCAGUUCACAAGUAAGCCCACUUGUGCCUCAAAUGUGCACACGUCCACGAUCUUGAAUUGGGCUGGAUAACAUCAUUACAAACUAUGCCACUGAGGUGUCCCUAUGUGUCACUCACUACAACUGCACUCACUACAACUGCACCAAAUUUGGUUCAAAUCGGUUAGACGAUCCACAAAUUAACCCACUUGCUCCUCAAAUGUUUAUACAUCUGCCAUCUUGAAUCAGGGUGGAUGACAUAAUCACAGACUACGCUGUUGGGUGUCCCUACAAUGGUACCCCAUUUGGUUCACAUUGAUCCAGGCAUUGUGAAGUUGAUGGGACACACACACACACACACAGAGAGAAUGCCAGGUGAUCUCAUAAACUUACUUUCCUUAUGGAAAGAAGACUAAAAAUUUGAAGAACAGUAAAACCCUAUAGAACCCUUGCUCAGUUCCGUGGGUCUGAGCAAGUAGUAUAUAUUUGUAGUCAUCGCCGUCUCCCAGUGCCACCCAGACCUUCCAGAUAGCAGCAGAAACACUGAAACACCGUGCCUUCAAUCCCCAACCCAGAAAACCUAUCCAGAAGAAUACAACGGACAAUAUAACUUCUUGGUAUAAGAAGUUACCAAGAAGUCCAAAGGAAAUGAGUGAUCCAGGUAGUUGUCUUGCCAAUACAAGAUCUAAAGCCAGACUAAAAUGGGUUCAGAUAAUCAAGUCUUAUCCAAGAGCAUCUGUAGUCCUAUAGUAACCAUCCACGCAAGGACCUAGCCUAAGAUGUGGAUAUCUGUGACCGACCAAUAGCUUUUUUUACAAUCUUCACGUUUCAAGGAGGAUUUCUUUAGAAACAGUCUCAUUCUUCUUUAUGAGCUACUUCCACCAAAUCAGCUGGGACUAAACUUGAAGGGAAGCAUUGAUCACCUCCUGGACCCAGUUGUUAAUCCCAGAGGCGUAACUAGGGAAAACGGCGCCCGGGGCAAGCAUUGAAAUGGCGCCCCCCUGCGCCCCCCCAACAUACUACAUUAUACUUAGGUUUUUCCUCACAAGCGCCCGCCGCCGCCGCCAAGCCAGGCCACUGACUGGCCGCCAGGCGCCAGCAAAGCAAUGGGGGGGGCGCAGGCGGCACGGAAGGGACUGCUCGUGGGGGAGGGGGCGCCGACGCACUCCCUUGACUGCUGCAGCACUGCUGCACUGAGCAGGAAACAUUUGUAUUAACAAACAAAUUUUUAAAAAUUAAAAAAAAAAAUUUGUCAUGGCGGCGCCCCCCAUGUGACCAGAAAAGAUGGCGCCCGGGGCACGUGCCCCCCCGCCCCCCCUAUAGUUACGCCUCUGGUUAAUCCCCUUCUGCUAGUUGUUAUAAGGCAAGAGGGGUAGAAUAAACAGGCUAUACACCUGAACUUAUACUCCAUAGGCUAUACUCCUCCAAGCACCUUGUCCACAUCCUCAGGUCACAACAUUCUCAAUUCAUUCCACAGAUCAUCACCAGACAGUGCUCUGAACACAUCCCUGGGUUGUUAACAGGUCACUGUAUUUCUCUAGUGGAAUACAAGUACAAGAUAACAAACCUAUAAUUGUUAUCUUUUACACAUAGGGUGAAAAGAGACAUAGGUUAAAAGCCCAUCUUGCCAGUGCUUGUUAACUAACUUCCAUUUCCAACUGAGCCUUCUCAUACAGCUCUUUCUAAACUGUGUGAACAUAUUAAAAGUUGAACAGAGCUGUUAGUUAUCCCAAGAUAGGAUUAAGAAGCCCUGACCAUUUUCGCCUAACAAAAACAAAAAUACAUCAAAAAUGCAUCACAUUUCUUCUAUUUUCAAACUCAUUGGGAUCUCUAUUGCUUAUAUCUCAAUGCUAGAACACAUUUAUUUGAAAGCAAUUACAACUGAUUUCAAAUCCACUUAUUUCCAAGUGUGAUUGGAAUAAACCAUUUAGUCAAGGCAGCUUCCUAUGUUACACUUUUGGCUCAGAGAAUGUUCCUGUGAUUCCUAUGACAAAAAAGAUAAAACGGAAAGUAGCCGGAGUCAUGGAGUAGCUUUUCAUGCUGUGCCUGACUCUCAGAAAAAUCAUUGCCAUUCUGGGUAGUUCCAUGGAAACAGGGACAAAAAGGUGAAAAAUUAAAAACUGACCAAAGUCAGUGUGUCGUUUUAUAAAGAAAUGCCUCAAGAUCAAUAAUUCAUGCAUGUUUCCCAUGCCUUGGUCAUAGUAUUGGUGAGGAAUUUUGAAAUGUCUAACAAAAAUGCAGCAUUCAUUGACAACAACAAUACAAGUUGUUAAAAUAUGGAUAGUAGAGAAAUAAAUAAGUUACACUAAAUGUGCAUGAUGGAUCCAAAGGAAGACGCAUAAGACUUUAUUUUUCUCCAAUUAGCACAUUUUUUAAAAUACAGCAAGGGGUGGGUAUUAUGAAAAUCAUAGAUCAUUAAUCCUGAUUCCGUUAUCACAAAGGUCCACAGAUAAAAGGAUAAACACUGCAAAGAAAAAUCCAAAUCUCUGUAAGCAGAGUUCAAUUUUUCCCCUCAGAAUGCGAUCAGCUUUCUAUUUGGUUUGAGCUUGCUCUAUGCACAGGCCCACAGAAAGUGGUCAUUCUUGACUACCAGUCACAAGACCAUUGCUAGUAGUCUGCACUGAACUACAUAGUAGGCUUACUUGUAAGUAUAUAGUUAUUUGAGUGGUAGAAUAGUUUUGUGUUUCUAAACAGUUCCUGUGCAAUUACUUAGCACUGAAGGGUCAAAACCCCCCAAAAUGUGCACCUCAUCCCUGGCCCUGUGUAGAGGCAACCAUUCCCACAGCUCACCUCUGUGCAGAGCGAUCCUAUUCAGAGAGUCAGCGAGGAGCUUAAAAGGGGAGCUGGAGCUGGAGCUGGAGCUGUGCAAAGCCCCAGCAACGUCUGGAAAGGUGCACAUGGAGCACUGGGAAGUGUGGCAGCACUUUCCCCAUCAAAAACUUCCCAGUGUUCCAUAGUUCCAAGAACUAUUUAGAAACACAAAGCUGUGAUGACAAGUGAUGAUCUGACAACUGUCAGACAUGACUAAGUCAUUCAAAAUAAGCAUGCAUCUAGCACUAAACCAGCUACCAUUUUUGAUACUAUCAUGAAAGCUGUGUGAACUGCUGCAGCACACCAGUUUUUCUUGGGCAAUAUCUCAAAGAUAAUAAAUGGUUUAAUAUUAUUAAAUGCUGAAUUAAUGUUAAUAAAUAGAUGUAUAUGUUUCAA